Molecule: messenger RNA, 3233 nt
Organism: Gaeumannomyces tritici R3-111a-1
Lineage: Eukaryota; Fungi; Ascomycota; Sordariomycetes; Magnaporthales; Magnaporthaceae
Product: serine/threonine protein kinase
Exons: 2
Coding region: 26-3097 (1023 amino acids)
Biological process (GO): protein phosphorylation
Molecular function (GO): protein kinase activity; ATP binding
Source: RefSeq, a predicted model, not a curated record
CGGCUAUUCCUAAAUACAAUUCGCAAUGCCUUCCGAGAAGAUAGAAUCUCUACGACGCGAGAUCCAUAACCGACGCCUGACGAACACCGCCGGAGAAGAGUUCGUACCGGACAAAUGGCUAUCCGACCUCCUGACCGAAGAGAGAAUUCUCGACGCUCUAGAGGCACUUGACGACAGCAUCAUCGACAAGGACGAGUGUCCACAAGUCGCCCGAGAUAUCUGGAAAUUCGGGCUCAAAACAUUCGCCAUCUUUCUCACCAUGGGGAAGCCCGACCUCGUCUACCGUUUCUUCCAAACCGACCAAUUUGACAAGGAUACGUGUGGCCUUCUGGACAGGCGCCUCCCCAUGGAGGAAGCGAAGCUAGAGCACGCGCUGGGCUUGACGCACAUCCGAGAGGACAUCAAUAAUUUGGUGGAAGACGCUAAGCAGAAGGGCGUGGUGCUCGACAGCAACCCCAAUUUCAAGCGGUUGAAGGAACAGGAGGCGGAGUGCAUUGAUCUAUGCCAAAGAUUCAUGUCGAUCCAGGACGUGUUCUUGAGUCCAACAUUCCCCCAGGGGCCGCUUCACCGCUUAUUGCUAGACUCGACGAGACUACCCUUCGUUUCGAAUUCGGAGCAUCGCGAGACGGCAGACGCGGGAGCAGCACAGCAGCCACAAGGGGCAUUUGGCAAAGUGAGCAUGGAGGCGCUUCCUCAGCGGUGUUACGGGGAUAAGCGAGGGAUGGUCGUUGUUCGAAAGGAAUUGAAAUCACAGGGUAAAGAAGCCUACAGAGGCGAGCUCCGCUGCUUGCGACUCUUGGCUGCUGCUCGCCACCCCAGCCUCCUCGAGCUGUACGGUUCGUAUACGUACCACACGAAGCACAAUUUCCUAUUCCAUGAAGCGGUCCAGGGCGAUCUCCACGACCUGUUAGAAGCAGAACGGCGGCUUCCCGAGUUCCAGCAUGACGACGCCUUCUACCUUGCCUUCUGCGGCUUGGCAUCGGCGUUGGAACAGGUCCACUGCUAUGCCAACGACGAUCUGAAGUUGAAGAUGAUCGGCUGCCACCACGACCUCAAGCCUCGGAACGUGCUCGUGGACGGGGGGCGCUUCAUCCUCGCCGACUUCGGGCUCGCGACCAUGACGGACGAGCGUGUGGACCCCACAACCUUGGCUCAAGACCGCGACCUGUACUUCGCCGCGCCCGAGAACAUCGACUACGUCAACAGCAUCAGACGGCCGGUAGGACCGCCGGGCGACAUCUGGUCGCUGGGCUGCAUCCUCGCCGAGGUCCACACCUUCAUGCGGGGUGGGCGCGAUGCCGUGCGAGACUUCAGACUUAGUCGAGCAUUCGAUCAGGACUUCGGCGACAUGAUCAUGACCAUCAAAGCUUUUCAUGACGGCCUCGGAAACCUAAAUCCGGCGACCGUCCGCCACCUAGACGAAAUGAAAGCGACUAUUCGAGCCGAGGCCGAAGCGAGGGCUGCCCAUAGACGGCAGCAUAUACCCGAACUCGGCCUCAUCCGGCUCGUGCGGGAGAUGCUCACCAUUAACGACUUGGCUCGUCCCGACAUCAAAAAGAUCCUCCAGCGUCUUCGCUGUGUCACGUUGCAGAAAAAAUCAGAACCCGUUUGCGACGAGCUAUUGGUCUCGCCACACUCCAAGAACGUCGAGUUCAUCAUCGAGCGACAGGUCUUCCGCGAGUGGCUCGGCCGCCUGGAAGAGGUAGGACAGAGGGGCCAGCUGUACCUGCCCUCCGAUGCGGCCUUCAAUCAGGCCUGCAACACCAUAGACGCCCUGCUCGACGAGCUCCGCCGCCUCUCCCAGGACGACCUCGAGUCCCCGCUCUUCUCGCAGCUCCGCCGGCUCAACGAGCAGCUACUGUCGUGCCUCGACGUGGCCGGCCGUCUCUCCAUCCGGCGAGAUGUCGAGCGCAACGCCAUCCCCAUCGCUCGCGAGCUGGCCCGCGAGUCGGGACUGCCCGCCACCUCCGUGUCCGAGACCGCGCUGCUCGCUUCGGGCCCCAACGCCAGCAUACUCCGGCUCCUCGCUGUGGCCCAGGUGAACGCACGGAUGCGUCAGGAGGGCGACCAGGCCGUCCCCAGGUUAAAGAGCACCGACGUUACGCUCCUCGAUCCGCCCAAGGUCGCCGAUGCAGCGACGACAUUCCGGCUAGGCACGUUGAAACAAGACGGAGGCGCCGUCGAGAUUCCUGUCGUCGUCGAAGAAAUGACCAUCGAGGCCAAGCACGCGGAGCCCAAGGAUAGCGACCGCCUCUUCAAGCGGCUGAAGAAUGUCCUCGUCCUCGGCGCCACUGAUACCCUCCCGGACUUCCGUGCCCUGAGCUGUAGCGGCAUCUACUUUGACAUGGACAAGGAGCUGAUUGGCAUAACCUACAAGUAUCCUACCAACGUCAGCAGCAGCGACAGCUCGACACGCGUCGCCAGUCUCGCUCAGCUGCUGAGUGAGCAGCCCCAUACGGUCGACUAUGAGCGCAAUCUCGUGGUCGGCCUCGACGACCGCGUGCGGCUGGCGCGCGAUCUUGCCCUCGCCGUUUCCAAUUUCCACCACAUCGGCUGGAUGCACAAGAACCUCUCGUCGCAUACGGUGCUUUUUUUCCUCGACGCCACUCCUUCCUCCGGGGCCCCAACCUCGCCGCGCCCGCCGCCACGCCGCCUGGCCCUCUCGGCGCCCGCCCUUAUCGGCUUCUCGCACAGCCGCCAGAGUGACGAGACGCUGAUGUCCAGCAAGCGCUACCACACCUCGACCGAGUUGCGCGCGUACCACCAUCCCAAGUAUGCGGGCGAGGGCGGCGGGGGGGACCGCGACCCCUACCGUGCCGAGUUCGACUACUACAGCCUCGGUCUGGUGCUGCUGGAGCUGGGGCACUGGUGGCCACUGCGCAAAAUCGUGCAGGACCGACGCGACCGCGCCGCCAUGAGGAAGUACUUGCUCCAGCGGUCGGUGCCAUUCCUGGCGGGGGCCAUGGGCGAGGCUUAUGCGAGCGCCACGGAAGCCUGUCUUUCCGGCGACCUGGAGAAGGGGUCGGUGGAGGGGCGCUUUAGUAGGUUGGUGAUUGCGCCCUUGGAGGAGCUAUUGGGCAAUGGGGUGGGGAUGUGAAAUUUACAAGCCUUUGUUACAUUAGAAAAAGAAAAGAAAAAACGGCAAACCAAAAGUAGCCACGAAAUGAUGGAACCUUUACAAGUUCAACGAACACAACGGUCAAACACAUACGAUCAUACCCACUGGAAUAUAC